This is a messenger RNA of Cyclopterus lumpus (lumpfish), 4031 nucleotides long. RefSeq lists its product as uncharacterized. The record is from RefSeq and is a predicted model, not a curated record. Bases 2115 to 3059 code for a protein of 314 amino acids. The transcript has 2 exons. NCBI's taxonomy places the organism in Eukaryota, Metazoa, Chordata, Actinopteri, Perciformes, Cyclopteridae.
UUCAAGAUCAUUUGUAUUCUACAGUGAGUAUACAUUGGUGUUGUUGUGUAUUGAGUUGUUAUACUGGACACUGGUCCAGCUUUUACAUUACGACAACCACAGUUAUUCAUCCAAAUCUUUUUAAUUAAGACGCUCCUGAUUUUGGCUGUUCCACUACUCUCCUAGUAAAGCUCAACUCUAAAGGAUUAUCCCAUAAUAUCACCUCCUCUCUGAUUAUCCUUUACACUCCACUACAGUCGAUGGGAGUUUAAGCAGUCACUGAUAUAAAAACAUUUAGCCUCACCGUUUCAGAAUUAUAUUCAUACUUUAUUCGGGCAAUAGGUGAUGUAUGUGAACCACACAACAAUGCUGGAAAGAUGUAGUUAACCUCUUAACGUUUGUGUAAAAUUCCCGAAAAACGCCUAUCCAGACCUACCCAAAGUAAAUUGAAAGCUGUAGGAGAACCAUUUGGAGUAAAUGCAUGGUUUUGGUCUCUUUUGAAAGGUAACACUCUGAAGUUGUAUUUCAUCCUGCCUGGCGGUGCUUCAGCACUGGAUAUCUUCCGUCUCGCGCACACGCAGGUCGAGUUUUAAUAACAACAAAGUCACGUGUGACCUCGGGUGACCCCCCCGUCCAGGUAUAAGUUCCGGUGUCAUCCCGAGAUCAGUCCUUUUUCAUCUUCUCGCUACGCAGUCUAACUAUUAUGUUAGCAUCAGCUAAGCUGAAAUUGUACAAAUAAAUAAUUAAAUAAAUAAAUUCUGAAGCUCGUCGCGUGUAGUCUUGUGACCACUGGUCGCUGGUCGGAGUUGCGGGUCUCUCGCCCUCCAAAGGCUGCGACAAGCUGUCCCUUUUAGGGGGGAGACGGUGCGUUGUUUCUAAGUCGGACCAUCGAGUCGGACCGGAGGACGCACAGAUCCAUCAUCGGUCUUCACCAGGUUGGCACCUUUAUACCGUGAAGCAGCAAACUGGUGAGAUCGUUUAACAUUGUUUUUCCACGGGCGUCCACGGUUGGCAGAGCGCUCUCGCUCCUGCUAAUUGAGUGGAUUGCUAACAUGCCGUGUAUAGCUAGCAUAGUGUCUCCACUCACGCUAACUGAUACCACGCUAAUUUCGACAGCUACCAGGCUAGCGAAGAGGGCGUCCUCGCUAGACACACUGUUUCCGACCUGUUUUCACAGGACCUGGUUUGUACAGUAGCCAAGUGCUCUCGCUUAGGCUUACUGCCGGUACACGAGUAGUCAUGGCUACCGUACUAGUGGAGAAAGAGCCUUUGCUCCCCCCUCACUAGACUGAGCGUUUCCGAUCUGCUCCACAGAACCCGGUCCACAGUAGCCGAGUGCUCUCGCUUAGGCUUACUGCUAGGACACGAUUAAUCACGGCUGCCAGACUCCUCUAUAGCAGUCAGCAGAGCGACCCCGCUCAGACUGACUUAAGAGGCAACACAGAUUAGGCAAGCAGGGUCCCUCCAGAGUCGGUGCUAUGUUUAGCUCUGCCGGCUGUGGGACCUGUAUGGCCCCUCUCCAUCCUGAGGAUGGCCAUGACCUUUGCCCCUCUUGCCUUGGUCUCGAGCACUUGAGGGAGGGCCUCUCGGAAAACCCGUGCAUGAACUCCGGGAGAGAGCCGUUACUUUCAGUUCAGGGUGCUUCCAUUCGGGCUCUCCCUCUCCCCACGGGUAUUCACAAGGUGUGUUGCUGCCGCCCUUUCCCCCCUGCAGUUACAGGGUGUAAAGAUACUGCCAUACUUGGACGAUUGGCUGAUCUGUGCGCCAUCCCGGUUACAGGCUGUGCAAGACACCGCUCGCCUUCUCUCUCCUGUGGCCCGGUGGGGCCUCAGGGUGAACAGGGAGAAGGGCUCUCUGAGCCCUUCUCAGGGCAUAACCUUCAUCGGUGUACCUCUGGAUUCAGGUGUACCUCUGGAUGGCCUGUCCGUCGUGCCAGCGUGUGGACGACAUCCUCCUCAAUCUUUCUCUCUUCCGAGGGGGCAGGCAGUUGCCCUAAAUCCUCUUUCUUCGCCUAUUGGGCAAAUUGACAGCUGCCUCAGCUGUCGUUCCCCUGGGCUUGCUGUCACUGUGCCCCUUGCAGAGAUGGCUGAACAGCCUUUGUUUGGAUGCCAGGUGCCACAGGCAAAGGAGGGUAGAUGUGUCACAGCAGUGCCUUCUGGCUCUAUCACCAUGGAGGAAGAGGGCAUACCUGUUGGGCCAUCUGUCGUGAUGACUUCCCGGCGGGAAGUCAUCACGACAGAUGCCUGCCUCUCAGGCUGGGGUGCGGUAUGGCCAGAGGUGGUGCACAGCAUCUGGGGUCUCUUUGGCAGGGCAAAGGUGGAUCUCUUUGCCUCAGAGAGGUCAACCCACUGCCCCCACUGGGUCUCCUUGAUGGAGAGGACCAGUCCUCUAGGUCAAGAUGCCCUGGCCCACACAUGGCCAGAGGGCCUUCUUUAUGCUUUCCCUCCAUUUCCCCUGAUCUUGCCAACGCUUCUCAGGGCCCUUCAACAGGGCCACAGUCUUUUGAUGGUGGCCCCGUUGUGGCCAGCCAGGACUUGGUUUCCCCUGUUGCGCAGACUCUGCCGCGGGACGCCAUGGCGCCUCCCCGACAGGAGGGACCUCCUAUCGCAGCUAGAGGGUCGGAUCUGGCAUCCCGACCCCAGCCGCCUUUGUCUGUGGGUCUGGCCGUUGCAGGGCCCAAUCGGCUGCUGAGCGGCUGCACAGAACUAGUCAGGAAGACUAUUCUAAACGCCAGAGUGCCAUCUACCUGUCUACAGUACGAAUGUAGAUGGAGGCUGUUCUCAGACUGGUGUGUGGGUCACAACGAGGACCCGGUGCAGUGCCCCGUGCCUGUUAUUCUUGAGUUUCUGCAGUCCCUCCUAGAGAAGGGCCGGUCUCCCUCUACCCUGAGGGUGUAUGUAGCUGCUAUCUCAUGGCAGCAUGUCAAAAUUUACAACGACACGGUGGGGAGCUACAGGUUGGUGUCCCUCUUCUUAAAAGGGGCUCAGCGACUGCAUCCCCCGAGCACCCCAAGAGCUCCUCCAUGGUACUGGACACCCUAUGCUCACCUCCUUUCGAAUCCCUGGCGGAGGCAGAGCUGAGAUGGCUGUUGGCAAAGACAGUUUUUCUCCUGGCCAUCACUUCGGCAAAGCGAGUAGGCGAACUGCACGCCCUCUCGGUGCUGGCACGCUCGUACCUCACCCAGCAUAUCCGGCUUGCACAAUUUGACCCCCCAUUGGGAGAGGAGAGGUCAAGGCUCCUGUGCCCGGUGCGGGCCCUCAGAGCCUAUAUCGAAGCCACCACAGGCGUACGACAGUCAGAGCAGCUUUUCAUCUGUAAUGGUGGGCCUGAGGGGCUGUGCCCUGUCAAAACAGCGCCUGUCCCACUGGAUAGUGGAGGCCAUUGCCUGUGCAUACAACGCGAAUGGCCAUGCUCUACCAUCCGGAGUGAGGGGCCAUUCUACCAGGAGUGUUUCCACGUCUAAGGGUAUGUUUGGGCGUUUUUCCAAUAAAGGCCAUUUGGAGACUCCAUUUUAGGCCCUAAUGAAAGGUGAAACAGAGGUAUCAUAUACACAUUCACUAUUGCACUAUUGCUGACACAAAGGAACUGAAGCAUAAACACUUUAUUGUGUUUUUUCUCCGAAUUGAAACCAAAUUCUGUGCAAAAUGAACCAAAAUCGACAGGUUGUCAUUGCGCAGUGAAAUUGCGGGUUUAUUCACUUAUCUGGUAUCCCAACAUGGCACUUCCUUGUUUUCGUCUUUUCAUUGGCUAUUCGAAUCCAGCGUCAUUUGACAAAUCCGACACCGUGUGUGCGCACAGUAGCCAAAAGAAGUUGGUCAGCCCUCUUUUUCUUCGCUGACUCUGGUUGGCUAAUAUGGGUUUAGAAGAGGAUAUCUUGCUCCUAUUGGUGUCAAUCGAAAGGUUAGAGUCGAACGAACAGUUUGAUAUCCGGGUUGUAAAGGUGCGCGGCAGAGAACGGCUUUUACAGCUACUUUUCUGAAAUAUUUGGUCAUAUCUGCCGGCUGAUUUGAAAUGAUGCAACGGCAGUUUGUGGAUAUUUAUGGAUGUAAUCA